AUGCCGGGCUUCGACUUCUCUAACUACAACCGCAACGCGGCUCUUCACGCCAGGGGAGUCCCCCUUCCAAAAGCUACCAGCACCGGUACAACUAUUGUCGGGUGCAUCUUUGAUAAUGGCGUUGUGAUUGCAGCAGAUACCAGAGCGACCAGCGGUCCCAUAGUAGCAGACAAGAACUGUGAGAAGCUUCACUACAUCUCCCCAAAGAUCUGGUGUGCCGGCGCUGGUACAGCUGCCGACACCGAGUUCACCACUGCCCUUAUUAGCUCCAACGUCGAACUACACUCGCUAUCCACAGGACGUGAUCCGCGAGUGAUUACCUGCAUGACCAUGCUGAAGCAGCACCUCUUCCGAUACCAAGGCCACAUCGGUGCGUACUUGGUGGUGGCAGGCGUUGACCCGACCGGAGUCGGUCUUUACACUGUGCACGCGCACGGUUCAACGGAUAAGUUGCCGUACGUGACAAUGGGAUCUGGUUCACUGGCAGCAAUGUCGGUGUUCGAGUCUAUGUGGAAGCCGGAUCUGGAUCGCGCUGGGGCCGUGGCUCUGUGCGCCGAGGCCAUCAAGGCCGGUAUCUUCAACGACUUGGGAUCCGGUAGCAAUGUCGACGUGUGUGUCAUUGAGAAUGACAAGCCUACACAGUUGCUUCGCAAUUAUGAGAAACCCAAUGAGCGUGGUCUCAAGGAGCGCAAUUACGGUUUCCCCCGUGGUACUACCGCCUACUUGAACCAGAAGAUCAUCAGCAAGGAGGACAUGAAGAAAUAUGUCACCAUUGAAACCUUGUCUGGGGAUAGCAGCUUGGUUGGUGAGAGAAUGGAGGUAGAUGUUUAG
This is a messenger RNA of Penicillium taxi, 831 nucleotides long. RefSeq names its product proteasome core particle subunit beta 2 (gene pup1). The coding region runs from base 1 to 831 and encodes 276 amino acids. Lineage: Eukaryota; Fungi; Ascomycota; Eurotiomycetes; Eurotiales; Aspergillaceae. Gene Ontology annotation, cellular component: proteasome core complex. The record is from RefSeq and is a predicted model, not a curated record. Gene Ontology annotation, molecular function: threonine-type endopeptidase activity. The transcript is spliced from 3 exons.